Molecule: messenger RNA, 5607 nt
Organism: Miscanthus lutarioriparius
Lineage: Eukaryota; Viridiplantae; Streptophyta; Magnoliopsida; Poales; Poaceae
Source: the annotation of a GenBank genome assembly
AUGGAGGAGCCUGGCGCGGGCGUGCGCGGCGGGGAGGAGGGUCAUGUUGCUGACGCCCAACGGUUGGGGCCGGCGGAGGUUGUUCUGUCAACUGCCACCGCCCCUGGACCGGUCCAUGGAUUGGGGGAUGGCACAGUAGAGGUAUGCCAUGCUCCGGAAGCUAGAUUGUCCACAGAGACAGAUGACAAAGGGAGCGAUUUUGCUCUUGGAUUGGUGACUCCUGUCGAGUGUGUUUCUGCCUCCCUCCUCCAAGGAAGAAGGUUUCAGAUAGGACAGGAGGAGGGUUCGAGUUCAGAGCAGAGGGUCAUGGGCAUGGAGGAAGGAAAUGAAGGUAGUUUGGCUCCCGCGGCAUCCGCUGAAAAUGCCAGUUUGCAGAUUUGUCAUGAGGCCAAUGGCAGGCUUUCAAAUAAGACGUUACCUUCUCCUUGCCGUGAAGCGGUCUGUUCCGAGGAUGCUAGAUGCGCGUAUGACAUUUUGGAGAAAACGACAGAGGGGAGCCAGUUUGAGCAGGUGGGUUUGACGGGUAACGGAGGUGAUUGUGUCGUCAUGGUGGGGGUAGUAAAGGAAACCGUAGAAGAUUUACGGACGGUUUGUAACGGAGCAAAACGUGUGUAUGAAGGCUUGUCAGUUUCAGUGAAUGAUGGCAGCGAGCAAGAGCCACGUGGUGUUGAUGGCAUAGGAUCUAUCACGUGUGCUAACGAUGAGCUGCAGUCAGAUGGUUUGAUUUCGGAUAUUGAAGCUGUCUCGAGGCCAGCUCAUGAAGAUUCAGUUCCUUCCAUUUCAGGGGGCUUUGAUCUUUCUUUGGAUCGAAAGGCAGGUCAGUUUGGUGGAAUGUCAGCUGAUCCAGGGAUGAGCCAUGGGACUGACAGAGGGAUGUGGAAUGGUGAUUUAGCCCAUGACAAUGGGGACUUGUCGGACCCAGGGAAGCAUCACUCGGAGAAAUUGCCAUCUGGUGCUGAGGGCCUGACAUUGAUAACCGGUGCUAAUUAUGAGCUGGAAAAGGUUGGUUUCCUGCAAAAUAUUGAUGCAGUAAACUUCUGCCCAGUUGUUGAAACUUCAGUUCCUUCUAUUUAUGGGAGCUCCAUUGAUGUGCCUGUAGAUGGUCAGGCUGUUGAGCUCCAGAUGGAGGCUUAUGGUGAUGAGAAUCAGCAUUUUGGCCCUUGUCCUGAUAAAGAGCUGCGACAGGUCUCUCUAAAAUAUGGGGCCUCUGAGCUACCUCCAGAGAGAAACCAGUGUGUUUAUUCGUAUAACCAACUUUGCAAUGAUGAAGCUUGUUGUAGCAGCAAGGAACCAUCUGCUCUAUGCCUGGGUCAUCAAGAUGCUGUUGGUGGAUCCGACCAUUUGGACCAAGGGCUCAACGCCUGUAAUUCUGCUGAAGACAGCUCUGUUGAUUUUAUCAGUAAUGCUAAUGAUGGAGAAUUACAGAGCCAAAAGCUGACAGCAUUACAGGUAUUCAUACGUAGGAAUCCAAAAAGAGCUGCUUCUUCAAGAAGUCUUAAUUCUGAGAAGCAAGAUCGAAUAGGCAAAGGGAGCAGUGGCUCACGCAAACCUAAAAAGGUUGACAUUAUGAGCUCAUUACACCAAAGCACUGUGGAUAUGUUCCCAAACAAAAUCACUAAGGGAAGAAGUGGUAUGAACAGGCCACCAAAAUCCUCUACUUGGGGCAAUCUAGAACAGCUAUUAGAUUGCUGUCCAAGAUAUGGGCCAUCUACUUCUAAUGCUCAUCCAAUUUGCCUGGACAAAGGAAUAUCAUAUAACAGAUCUGAUCAGAGAAGUCAGCCAAGUAUUCGGAGAAGUCGAAGUUCAAGAUCUUCAAAAAGUAAAUGCUCUUCCUUCUCUGAAACAGGGCAUGCAGCUAAUGAACUGGAUGGGCAACCAACCUUAACAACUGUGGCUGAUAUAGGGCAUGCUGCUAGUGAAUUGAAUGAGCAACGAACCUUCUCAAUUGUGGCUGAUACUGAUAUUUCCUUGGAAUGUCACAGAGGAAACAUUCCAAAUUUGUCUUCUGAUAAAUUAAUUAAUAUUCUUGAUACUGGCAAAACUACAGAGUCUAUUGAUAGUCAUCGUACAGAAUCAAAGUGUAUCCAGACUGAUGUGCAGCAAAGAGAAAGAGCCUUGGUGAGUUGUACUAAAGAAACAUGCGCUGCAUACGUCCAUGGAGAGUGUGUUAAGCUUUCAACUUCUGAACCUAUGGACAAUGCCAAUGGCAGUGUCAUGCUGCAUAUUGGGUUUUCGCCGGAUUCUGUUUUGGAGGUUGCUUCUGUUACAUGUGAAGGUAAUGCUUCUGCAAGCCAUGAUGUUAUGUUACAUGAAAACCCAACCGAUGCUGGUGCACUGAAUGGUGGUGAUCCAUCCGUCUUAUCUACUUCUGACUGUGGAAAAGAACAUGCUUCAUCAUUGAUGAACUUGGAGCAGCACGCUAGAGGUACUUUGCAUGAGGACACCAGAAAGGAAGAGGUUGGUCCAUCUCAUGGCACAGUAGAAAAUGAUAUUGGUGAAGGAAAGGUGCAAGCUUUACAGAAGUCAAAUUCUGUGAGAAAAAAUGGUAUUGUCAGAAAGGCAGGUUGCAAAAAGAAAGAUGGAUCUAAAGGGGUAAAAAAGAAUGUUAUAGGAUACAACAAAGUUUCUCCAUGUGAAUCUUCAAAACUUAGGCCGUUCUCUAGUGAUCCAAUUUCACCUGGGCCUCUAGAUGAUGGGUCUUGCUUUGAAGCCCUAACUUCAGGCUACCAGGACCUUAGUAUGCAUGAACAUGAUGGCAUACAGGGUCACUCUGUAGUGCAUGGUGACAAAGGGAGUGCAUUUGACAGUAUGAAAUCACCAAGACGCAAGAUAAAGGAUACUAAUGCAAGAAAGAAGGGUAAGGUGCGAGACCCACAUAAGAAAGAAAAAGGUAAUCUUGAUCCUACCUCCGAACUUGCAUUCAAGAACUCUGGCGCCAUAUCUACUGAUUUACCUGGAAAUGUUGCAUGCAAAAUGGAUGGGGCAUCUGUAGCACCACUGCCACCACGUGCUGCAUGGGUGUGUUGUGAUGAUUGCCAAAAGUGGCGGUGCAUACCUGCUGAACUUGCAGAUGUGAUUGGAGAAACAAAUUGCAGAUGGACUUGUAAGGACAAUGGAGACAAGGCGUUCGCUGACUGUUCUAUUCCACAAGUGAAAACAAACGCUGAGAUUAAUGCAGAACUCGAUCUUUCAGAUGCUUCAGCUGAUGAAGCAGACAAUGGUGAAUCUAACUCAAAAGCUUGCAAACCACCAUCAUGGACUCUUGUUAGGUCAAACUUGUUUCUGCAUCGAAACCGCAGAACACAAUCCAUUGACGAGAGCAUGGUGUGCAACUGCAAGCCGCCCCAAGAUGGCCGAAUGGGUUGUAGAGAUGGCUGUUUGAACAGGAUGCUCAACAUUGAAUGUGCCAAGCGUACAUGUCCGUGUGGAGAACAAUGUUCUAAUCAGAAGUUUCAGCGACGUAGCUAUGCAAAACUGAGAUGGUUCCAUUCUGGCAAGAAAGGCUAUGGACUGCAGUUGCAAGAAGACGUUACUGAAGGAAGGUUUCUUAUUGAAUAUGUUGGAGAGGUCCUUGACAUAACAUCCUAUGAAUCCCGCCAAAGACAUUAUGCUUCAAAAGUCCAGAAACAUUUCUAUUUCAUGGCUCUAAAUGGUGGCGAGGUAAUAGAUGCUUGCACUAAGGGAAACUUGGGCCGAUUCAUCAAUCAUAGCUGCAGCCCUAACUGCCGCACAGAGAAGUGGAUGGUCAAUGGAGAAGUCUGCAUUGGAAUAUUUGCUUUGAGGAACAUCAAGAAGGGUGAAGAAUUGACAUUUGAUUACAAUUAUGUUCGUGUAUCUGGUGCUGCUCCUCAAAAAUGCUUCUGUGGUACCGCCAAAUGUCGGGGUUACCUUGGUGGAGACGUAUCAAUUGUUGAUACCAUCAUCACCCAAGACGAUACAGAAGCAGAUCAUUUUGAACAAAUGGUUGUUGACAAAGAUUCUGAGGAGUUGCUGGGUCCAAAUGGGUCUGAUUCUGAUGGUAGCCACCCAAAUAUUUCAGAAACUGAAUUUUCUAUUCAAGGGGAAGAUCUACAUGAUUCCUCAGCUGCAAAAGUAGAGUUAGACCUGCUUGAGGAAACUAGAGGAACCCCAUUUGAAACUAGUGAGCCCGAACAUUCCUUGGAAGUAUGGAGCCCGCCAGAAGAUGAAGAUGUCAAUCGCACACCUGUGCAUGUGUCACGAACAUUUGAAAGUUCUUUGCAGACGUUCCCAGCACAUGACACUCAGUCAUCAGAUCUUUUGCAAAAGACUGCAAACUCAACGGAAGGAUCAAAGGCUCCAAAUAUAAUAAAUGGAUCGACGCUUAGUUCUGAUUUCAGGGGCAAUCUGGUGCCUACUUUCAGUGCUACCGAGAGAAAAAUCUUAAAACAACAUAAAAACCAGAAACCACAACCAUCAUCUCCAAUUGACAAUGAGCACAUUUUGGGAGUUGAAGGGAGACUGAACAGCCUACUGGAUGUGGACGGUGGUAUCAGCAAGCGAAAGGAUGCUACAAAUGGAUACUUGAAGCUUCUCCUUGUGACUGCAGCAGAAGGUGGCAGUGCUGAGGGCACAUCCAAAAGUAUGAGGGAUCUUUCAUUGAUUCUUGAGGCACUUCUAAAAACAAAAUCACAUUCGGUUCUGUUGGAUAUCAUCAAUAAGAAUGGACUGCAAAUGCUUCAUAACAUAUUGAAGCAGAAUAGACACAUCUUCCACCGGACACCUAUUACACGGAAGCUUCUGAAGGUACUUGAGUUUCUAGCUCAGAAAGGAAUUUUGACAUCCGAACAUAUAAAUGGAGGUCCUCGAUGUGCUGGAGUUGAAAGCUUCAGAGACUCGAUGCUGAGUUUAACAAGACAUCACGACGUUCAGGUUCAUCAGAUUGCUCGGAGCUUCCGUGAUAGAUGGAUCCCCCGUAAUACAUCCACAUUUGUGUAUGAUGUCCAGGGGACUAAUACAGUCUGGAGUUCUGCUAGGAGGAAACGCAAGAGCCGUUGGGACUAUCAACCUGACGAGCAUUAUAAGAUGGUGGGACUAAAAAUCCAAAAAGUUUUUUCUGGCUUUAUGAGAAAUAAGUUGCAGAGGAAUCAGGGUGCAAACAACUAUUGUAAUGAUGUUCUUGGCAUGGGGAGUUCAACACAGGGUGCAGAUGAUGAAGUCCCUCCUGGGUUUGAGUCCCAGCUGGAGUGUCGGCCUGCACAACUUUCCAUAGGCAGCGAGGUUGCUCCAGGACUUUGCAUGGAGAGCACUUUGGAACCCCUGAAUCUGAAGGAGGCCAAUGCCAUCAAAAAUGGAAAGUUGCACCUGGCGUGCCUUUUAGUCCUUUUCCACCAUUGCCUCCCUAUCCACGAGGGAGUCCUUGCCCCUCCACUUCAUCAUCCCAGAUGUUUCAGCAUGAUGGAACACCCCAAGUUAAACAUAACAGUUCUGGACAAUGCGGAAGGAUCAUGGGCCAAGAUGGGAGAGUGCAUAGGUCAUGGCGAAAUGGGCCAAGAUCAAAAUGGCCAUACCAUCAUCAAGGAAGGAAAUUUUCGAGCACUCAUCAUAGAUUUGAAAGAUUCGAACCUCCAAAACCUCAAUAGUGAUUAA